This is a messenger RNA of Hemiscyllium ocellatum (epaulette shark), 7390 nucleotides long. It is a transcript of the gene mical2a, whose product is annotated as microtubule associated monooxygenase, calponin and LIM domain containing 2a. Gene Ontology annotation, molecular function: protein binding; FAD binding. The transcript is spliced from 36 exons. The record is from RefSeq and is a predicted model, not a curated record. Bases 305 to 6181 code for a protein of 1958 amino acids. NCBI's taxonomy places the organism in Eukaryota, Metazoa, Chordata, Chondrichthyes, Orectolobiformes, Hemiscylliidae.
ACUCAGGCUGCCUUUGGCCAUUCACAGGGCAACACAUGAAACGUUUCCCGAGCCUGGCUGCUUUAUGACGUUUCACUCUGGGAGCUCUUUACAAAGAGGCAAGGGAUGCUUAGGUUAUGCGAGUUGGCUAAAGAGAGUUUAAUUGACAAGAAAUAAAGGUAACAUUAAGAUCUGAAACCUGAGGGGAAAGGAAAUGCUGAACUUUAGAUUUUGAAUUUUGCUUUUACAACGAGACGGUUCACAAUGUCUGGAACUAAACGUUAAUUCGUGCUGUCAGUAAACAAGUGGGGACCACAAUCAGACCAUGGGUGAAAAUGAUAAUGACAAAACCAGCCAAGCUGGACAGCUCUUUGAGAACUUUGUUCAAGCCCCAACAUUCAAAGGCACACUCCAGGCAUUCCACAUCCUCUGCCGUUAUCUGGACCUUGACCCUUUGGAUCAUCAGAUGUUCUACUCCGUGCUGAAGUCAAAAGUCAACACAUGGAAAGCGAAGGCGCUUUGGAGCAAGCUGGACAAACAUGCCAACCACAAGGAAUACAAGAAGGGCAAAGCCUGCACCAACACACAGUGUUUGAUAAUCGGAGCUGGUCCUUGUGGUCUGCGCACCAGCAUUGAACUGGCUUUCCUGGGCUGCAAAGUGGUGGUGAUAGAGAAGAGGGAGACCUUUGCCAGAAAUAAUGUCUUGCACUUGUGGCCGUACACCAUUCACGACCUGCGUUCUCUGGCUGCGAAGAAAUUUUAUGGCAAGUUCUGUGCAGGAGCAAUAGAUCACAUUAGUAUUCGGCAGCUACAGCUCAUACUGGUUAAAGUAGCAUUAUUACUGGGUGUGGAGAUCCAAGUGAACGUGGAGUUUGUGCAGUUACUGGAGCCCUCCGAGGAUCAGGAAAGCCCAAGACCAGGAUGGCGAGCAGAGGUGCGGCCCAAUGAUCACCCCGUCUCAGACUUUACCUUCGAUGUUAUUAUUGGUGCAGAUGGGCGAAGGAGCAGUUUACAAGGCUUUAGAAGAAAAGAGUUCCGUGGGAAACUGGCCAUCGCCAUCACUGCCAACUUCAUCAACCGAAACACAACAGCCGAGGCAAAAGUCGAGGAAAUUAGCGGCGUCGCUUUCAUCUUCAAUCAGAAAUUCUUCCAGGAUUUGAAGGAGGAAACAGGAAUUGAUCUGGAGAAUAUUGUUUAUUAUAAGGAUAAUACCCAUUACUUUGUAAUGACAGCAAAAAAACAGAGCUUGCUGGACAAAGGAGUGAUUGUCAAUGAUUACGUAGAUACAGAAAUGCUUCUGUGUAGUGAGAACGUCAACCAGGAGGCCCUCUUGUCCUACGCCAGAGAGGCGGCUGACUUUGCCACCAAUUACCAGCUCCCUGCUUUGGACUUUGCAAUGAACCAUAAUGACCAGCCCGAUGUGGCCAUGUUUGACUUUACCUGCAUGUAUGCUUCGGAGAAUGCUGCAUUAAUCCGAGAGAGAUGUGGGUAUCGGCUGUUGGUAGCUCUCGUUGGAGACAGUCUGUUAGAGCCAUUCUGGCCAAUGGGAACUGGUUGUGCCCGUGGAUUCCUGGCAGCUUUAGACACAGCAUGGAUGGUGAAGAGGUGGGCGGAGAACAUACCAUCUCUGGAGAUCUUGGUAGAAAGAGAAAGCAUUUAUCGACUGCUACCUCAAACCACACCAGAAAACAUCAACAAGAACUUUGACCAGUACACGAUUGAUCCAGGGACACGGUACCCCAACCUCAACUCAAACUGUGUCCAAUCUCACCAGGUUCGUGAGCUGUACAUCACAACUGAUCUGAAGAACUGUCCACUAGAAAGAGUGAACUCCAUGCGAAAAUCUAUCAAAGUGUCACGUCGAGAGUCGGAGGUGCGUCCCAAUAGGCUUUUAACCUGGUGCCAGAAGCAAACCGAGAAUUACCAGAAUGUGGCAGUCACUGACUUGACCAGCUCCUGGAAGAAUGGCCUAGCUUUGUGUGCAAUCAUACAUCACUUCUGUCCGCAACUAAUUGAUUUUGAUGCACUGAAUGAAGAGGAUGCUGCCAAAAACAACCAGCUGGCCUUUGAUGUAGCAGAACGUGAGUUUGGGAUCUCUCCAGUCACCACAGGGAAGGAGAUGGCUUCAGUCGGUGAGCCCGACAAGCUCAGCAUGGUCAUGUAUCUCUCCAAGUUCUAUGAGUACUUCCGAGGAAAACCACGCUCGACUUCGUCAACGUUAUUCAGGCAGGAUAGCAACAAAAUGCCUGCACCUCCAGCCAGGCAGUCAAAUUCAAUCUUCAACGGUGUCAACUUGUUGCAAAGGAAACGGACACCAAAGCACGAAAAGAAAAGUGAAGACAGUGAUGCCACGAGUAAGAGGAGAAAAAAAACUGACAUGCUGUCACAAGAGGAGGUGAAUCCCAAAAUGGACGGGAACGAAACAAGACGUGCUGGGAACCAAAACAAAGUGAAGUCAAUGGCCACGCAGUUGUUAGCAAAGUUUGAGGAGAAUGCUCCAAGCUCCUCACUCCGGAGGCAGAUGUCUGUGCCUUCCUGUGUCACAAAACCAUCACUGCCCGUGCCUCCCAAUGGUCACACAAACCCUCGCUUUCUUAAACCCGAGGACCAAGGCAGGGCUGUUCUCUGUUCACGGAAAACGAAGUCUGACCUGGUGGUCAAUGCUGAGCAAGUAAUCAGAGAAGCAAAAUAUAUUAAGAAAGUUGAGAGUCAGGCAGGGGCUUCUAAACGUCUGACUGUAUCUCCUCACUCUGCUUUCGCACUUGCCGGUGUUCUCCAACGUCUUCAACGUUUGGAAGAAAAACUCGACCAGAAGAAAACUCUGAGUCUCGCACAAGGUGACAUCCCCUUUAGCAGGAAGAGUAUAAAGGAGCGAGGAGCACAUCUGACUGCCCUGUUUGGGGGCAGGACUCUCAAGCAACAGAUACGUAGUGUGAAGGCCGCAGCCAUUAACUUGGAAAAGCUGUUUUUAAGCAGUAAGGACCAAUCCAGUAGCCAGAUCAAGACUGAAGCAGAGGUAUCUACACAUGAUGAGUCUCGUGCUGUAGUCUGCCAUUCAAGUGAAAGCAAAUCCUCUCAAUCUCCAAACUCCAGUCAGCACUCUCCCACUCAGAUGACAGUGGGGAAGGUAUCGUCUGUAAUCGGUGCAAUGGCAGAAAUUUUGGUCACGCUUUACCAGACUGAUCACAGGCCAAAAGGAACAGUAACCUCACCUGACUUGGGGUCCCUGCGGAAAGAAUUCCCCCAGAAUCUCGGAGGCAGUGACAUCUGCUACUUCUGCAAAAAGCGUGUUUAUGUCAUGGAGCGACUGAGUGCAGAUGGUAAAUUCUUCCACCGAGAAUGCUUCAAGUGUGACUUCUGCUCGAUCACACUGCGGCUCGGAGCCUAUGCUUUCAGUGUGGAGGAAGGAAAGUUUUACUGCAAACCUCACUUUACUUACUGUAAACUGAAUAACAAGGCAAGGAAGAGGCGGAAUCAUGCAACAAUGUCAACACACAGAAAGAGUGAGACGGUGCCUCUGAAUAAAUUGGAUGGUGAGACUUUGAUGAGUGCCGAAAACUCUUGCAACGUUAGCUCUUCGCCUGACAAGCCCCCAGCAGUUCAUCUGCUCCAAACUGGAUCUAUUGACUGUAAAAGAACUAAAUGUGCAACUGGAGACUGCGACCUGCGUGAAACACUGUCCACUACUGAGAGACAUUCCCCUCAAAAAUCACCAGAUAACCUCCUGGCAAUCCGAGUCACCGUGAAUAGUGACAGCAGCAGUUCUGAAGGUGAGAGAGAGGAGCCUUACUCUGACCCCUCUGACUGUGAAGCGAUGAUCCCCCCUGCCCUGGGAGGCUCCUUACCAGAAGCAGAGGACAAGGAACUGAGACAGAGGCACCACCAGGCACACAGCCAAGAGGAAUCACAGGCCGGUCAAUCCAACCCAAAUUCCAAAGCUCAGGAAGCAUUAAGGCGAGCUCAGAGCUUCAAUGCUCCAAGAAGCAACAGGCAAGAGACAUGGAGGAAGAAAAUGCAGACCAAACUCCCUCAGCUACUGUGGAAAAAGAUUGAACCAGCAAUGAGAGAAACUGCCUUGAACCAAGCGAACUCCACUGAGAGUACAGACCAUGUCACUCAGAUUCCCUCCGUCCGCAGCCCAUCUCAUCUGACAAGAGGGCAUUCAUUACCAAGCAGGUCACCAUGGCAACAAAAAGCUCUCAAGACUUCAAAGCUCUCUGUUAGAGUUUCUCCACCACAGGUAACCAGUAACACAGACAUCCGACCGACAAGCAAACAGUUCCAUCCAGCUCCAACAUCCCGUUCCACCAGGAAAGCCCACAAAUUGUCUAUUUGGUGUAACAGUGGCUCAGAGAAUGAAGGACAAGAGGUUGUGGCUGGUUCAUGCCUCAGAACUAAUAGAAUUGCAAAGGAUGAGAGCACACUCAUUUCAGAAGCCUCUGCCUCAUCAGAUCAAGGGAUUAAACAGACUCCUCAACCAAAGUUUACUGUAACUGAUGCUGGUGGAUUGAGUGAGCCAAUGUUACAAAAGCCUCCUUCCCUGAAUAGGCAAUCAUACCAGCCAGUGAAAAGUUUGGCUCACUCACCAACACAACCAUCGCAGUCAAUGGAUUGGAACUCCUCAGUCACAAGUGAAGGAACUAUGGAGGACUUGCAGGAGACUAAAGAGGCUAAAGUAAUUGAGGAUGCUAUUGGAAAGAUUUAUGGUACGAAUCUUGACACAACGAAACCAAGUGAGCCUAAGUAUGAAUCCUCAGCUUUAGCACAACCAAGCAAUUCAACAAACUCAGAUCAGCACAGCCCGACAAUGGCUUCUCAUCUGGGAGGGGCUUCUUCUCCCGGUGGUAAUACUUCAGGUAAUGAUUCUCCCAAAUCCCCGCUCAGCUUCUUAGUUAAUGCGUUUAAGUCCUUCUCUUAUGGAAAGAGCCCAGUGUCACCAGGCAGUGUGGAAAAGAUGCAUGAUAAGAAACCAAAGUCAAGAUGGGCCAGAUCUUUUCCAAAUCAUCCUUUCCAUGGAUUAUCUCUCAAUAGAUUCCAUCGUUUCACACAAGGAACACCGUUGUCCUCCCAGGAUACUGAAGAACCAAAUUCAAUUCUGCCAAGUUCUCCUCUUCUAAAUGAGCCAAUAGACAUAUCAUCAGUGCCUCCCAACAGACCACAUCACAGAUAUUUACACAAUAUCUCACCAUUGAACAGUGCAAAUGAAGACUUCAGCACAGUGCAAAAGAAGGAAGUUUCAAAUUCUAGAGACAACAUCUCAAUAAACACUGUUGAUUCCAGUCAAAUAAAGCCAGAGUUCAACUCCUACAUCCAAAGGAACAAUGCACUAUUUUCUUCACUGAGACUGGGCAGCACAAAAGCUGAAAGUAAUGAGAAACCAGUCUUGGAGUUGGAUAGUUCUACGGUGACUGGUUCAAAGAAUGACAUUUGGACAAUCUUUACCAGUUUCAAGAAGAAGAACGUUAGGAGGACGGAGAUGAAGGAAUCUCUGUCUAGUGUAUGCACCUCGUCAGAUUCUCCUAAACUCCAGCAUGUUAAAGAAUGUAACAGACACCCAGGCAGCAAGGAUCUCCAAACCUAUACCCAGGUCACUGAAGGCGAAUCUGAGACAACCAGUGAUGCACCAUCUGAAGAGAUGUUCCCAUUAAGGCCACAGGAAAAUCAAAAUGUCAGAAAGAAGAGGAAGAUGCGGAAUGUGGCAUUGCAGCAAAUGAAGCAGGAGGAAGUAAAACGACUCCACAGGGCACAGAUUAUUCAGCGUCAGCUCCAGGAGGUGGAAGAGAAGCAGCGUGUGUUGGAGGAACGUGGUGUGCUGUUGGAGAAAGCUCUACGGGGCGAGUCAGAUCUCAACUCAAAAGAGGAACCUCAACUGAUGCAAAAAUGGUUCAAGCUGGUGAUGGAAAAGAAUGCCUUGGUUCGCUAUGAAGCUGAAAUGAUGAUAUUUGCUCGCGAAUUGGAACUGGAAGAUCAGCAGAGCCGCUUGGAGCAGCUGCUUCAUGAUCGGAUGGCAGUUGACGAAUCCAAGAAGACGGAGAAGGAGAUUGCUGAGGAGAAACAGAUUCUGAAUGAAAUGAUGGAUGUGAUCAAACAGAGAGACAAACUGGUCUUUCUGCUGGAAGAGCAGAGACUCCAAGAGAAGGAAGAGAAUCAAGAUUUAGAAAGUUGGUUGGUGGCCAAGGGUUAUAAAUUCAACUGGUCAUGAACGAAUUGGCUACCAGACUCAGCAAUAGAUUCAAUGGUUUAUAAAUGGACAGUCUACACAAGAACUCUUCACUGGAGUGGAGGAGACACUAGUGAAUGGAGAGUCCAAUUUUUAUCCAAAUUGAACUGGAUAGGAUUCACUGCCUGCUCUUCAUCAAAUCCAGUUUGUUCUCACCUCUCAAUUAGAAAUUACUGAUUACAGAAAGGCCUGGUUAUGUCCUAGCUGGAAAAGUUCAUCCAAUUCUGGAUUUCACACUUUUGCAACGACAUGAAGGCUUUGAAGAGGGGAUGCAGAGGAGUGUUAUUAGAAAAAUACCAGGGAUAUGGACAGCCUGGAGAAACAGAGAUAGUUCUGAGAGCAGAUAAAUUUGUGGGGAGAUAUAAUACAAGUGUUCAGGACUUUUCAAUAAAGUAAUCAAGGAAAAACUCUUUUUACUGCCAUUGCAUGCUGAUGUAAACUAAUUACCAAAAGAACCAGUGGGAAAAAAUAAGACUUACUUUAAUGCAGUGAGUUGUUGUGAUCUGGAAUUUGCUGCCUGUAAGGAUGGAGGAAGUAGAUUCAAUUGAAACUUUCAAAGGGAAUUUGUAAAGUACCAUAUCUGCAAAGGAGAAGAAAAAUUCAGAGCUAUCAGAAACCACAGAGUGAGAGUGGGACUGAUGACAAAAACCUUUUCAAGGAGCUGGCAGAAACAUGAUGGACCAAAUAGUUUCCUUCUUUUCCAUACGAUUUGAUGAUGUUAAUGGAGCUCAGUGAAAAUUGAUCUCAUUAAUCAUUAAGCAGUGUCUGUCCGACAGAAAUACUCACCACUUCGGAAUGAUCCUACUGUGAAUCUCUUUGUUCAUUAAUUAGUGAAGCUGCUUGGGGUAAUAUUCUCAUGUACAAACGUUUUAGGCGAUGUUUUAUACUGGGUUAUUAUAUUUGUAAAUUAUCCUUUACUGUGGUCCAAUGGUUCACUGACCAAAGCUCAGCAUUAAGCUUUUUGCCAAUCACAGCGUAAUGACCUCAAGUUGUCAUUGACAACUUGACCUGUGCGUUUUGUUCAUGGCUACGAUGCAUCAGAUAGGAAUUCCUGUUGAAAGAAUAUAAAAAUGUUUUAACACUAAACUGCACAUGCACUGAAUAUUGACUAUAGUAGGUACAAUCACAAUGUCUAUGUAAUAACCUGUUUUAUUUCAGCAUUACUGUGGAAGAACCUAAGAAAAAAAAUCU